CUGGCUGGUUUGAUGAGUUGAUGGAACAAGUGGCGAAUAGAAGGGUCCUGUUUACUCAGUGAACUAUGGAAAUGUGUGUUGAUGACUCCAGCCUGGAGCGCUGGGAGGUGAUUGGCUCUGGGGGUUUCGGACAAAUCUACAAAGCCAGGCAUUGUCGGUGGGCCUGUGAUGUGGCCAUUAAACUGCUUCGUCAUGACGACGGGACCAAUGCGUCUUUGCUACGUGAGAUCGACAUGAUGCGCCAGGCGAGCAGCCCGCAUGUUAUUCGCGUCCGAGGGAUCUUCAAGGGUCGACCGCCCCACUCUGGCCCAUCAACGCAGCUUGGCGUGGUAAUGGAGCUCAUGGAGAGAGGAUCACUGGCCACCCUACAGGAGGCCUUGAGUGAAACUCCACCACCCUGGCCGCUAGUCUUCAGACUGGCUCACCAAGUGGCUCUGGGUAUAAACUUCCUCCACAGUCUGCCCCAUCCCGUGCUCCACCUGGACCUGAAGCCCCCCAAUGUGCUGCUGGACGACUCUCUCAAUGCAAAGCUUACAGAUUUUGGCCUUGCCCGGAUUUCCUGCAGCGUCUCACGGGUUUCCAAGAAGGAUGAUGGAGAGGGAGGGGGGACGGUCAACUACAUGCCACCGGAGGCAUUUGAAUUAUUGUACAAACCCAACCGAGCCUCUGAUAUCUACAGUUAUGGUAUACUACUAUGGUCCAUUGUCACAGGGAAACAACCAUAUGGAAAUGCGAAGCCCACCAGAGUGCAACUUCUCAUCCCGGAGGGACAGCGUCCACUGCUGGACGAUAUCAGGGGCCAGGCUGCGGGGUUGGCAGAGUUGACAGGACUGAUGAAGAGAUGCUGGGACAAUAAACCCAAAGAAAGGCCCCCUGCCCUUGAGUGUACAACUGAGACAGAAGAACUCUAUAAGAUGCACAAACAUGCAAUUAAUGACGCUGUCCAUGAAGUGCUAAAGAAACUGGACCAAAAGGAAGAAGCAGGAAUGACAGAGUAUAAAACAAUCGAACCAAUGAGCGCCGCCAGGGAACUAACGAUUUUCCAAUCAGCGCCAUUGGCGGGACUAACACAGAUGUCAAGAUGUCCAGCAUUUGUUUACAUAGGUGAGACUCUUGACUCUUCUUCAAAGUGCCAGCGAAAACUCAAAUCCAACCUACAAAAAAGGUUCUACUGUGUGUUUGAGGGGAUUGCUAAAGCAGGAAACUCAACAGUUCUGAAUCAGAUGUACACACGGCUCUACGUCAGAAAGGGAGGGACUACAGAGGUCAAUGAUGAACAUGAGGCCAGACAAAUUGAAACAGCAUCUUGGAAACCAGACAGACCAGAAACAACAAUCAGACAAGAAGACAUCUUUAAAGCCUCGAAUGAAAGAGAUGAACCGAUCAGGACAGUGAUGACAAUGGGAGUGGCUGGCAUUGGGAAAACAGUCUUAACACAGAAGUUCACUCUGGACUGGGCUGAAGACAAAGCCAAUCAGGACAUCCAGUUCACAUUUCCAUUCACUUUCAAAGAGCUGAAUGUGCUGAAAGAGAAAAAGUACAGCUUGGUGGAACUUGUUCAUCACUUCUUUAGUAUUACAAAAGAAGCAGGAAUCUGCAGCUUUGAAGAGUUCCAGGUUUUGUUCAUCUUUGACGGUCUCGAUGAGUGUAGAUUUCCUCUGGACUUCCUCAACACUGAGAUCCUGACUGAUGUAACAGAGUCCACCUCAGUGAAUGUGCUGCUGACAAACCUCAUCAGGGGGAAACUGCUUCCCUCUGCUCGCCUCUGGAUAACCACACGACCUGCAGCAGCCAAUCAGAUCCCUCCUGAGUGUGUUGACAUAGUGACCGAGGUCAGAGGGUUUGCUGACCCACAGAAGGAGGAGUACUUCAGGAAGAGAUUCAGAGAUGAGGAGCAGGCCAGCAGAAUUAUCUCCCACAUCAAGACAUCACGAAGCCUCCACAUCAUGUGCCACAUCCCAGUCUUCUGCUGGAUCACUGCUACAGUUCUGGAGGAUGUGUUGAAGACCAGAGAGGGAGGAGAGCUGCCCAAGACCCUGACUGAGAUGUACAUCCACUUCCUGGUGGUUCAGUCCAAACUGAAGAAUGUCAAGUACGACGGAGGAGCUGAGACAGAUCCACACUGGAGUCUAGAGAGCAGGAAGAUGAUUGAGUCUCUGGGAAAACUGGCUUUUGAGCAGCUUCAGAGAGGCAACCUGAUAUUCUAUGAAUCAGACCUGACAGAGUGUGGCAUCAAUAUCAGAGCAGCCUCAGUGUACUCAGGAGUGUUCACACAGAUCUUUAAAGAGGAGAGAGGACUGUACCAGGACAAGGUGUUCACCUUCAUCCAUCUGAGUGUUCAGGAGUUUCUGGCAGCUCUUCAUGUCCAUCUGACAUUCACCAACUCUGGUGUGAAUCUGCUGCUAAAAGCAAAAUGGUGGUCUAAUCCAUUUAAAGACAGAUCUACACCGACACAUCUCUACCAGAGUGCUGUGGACAUGGCCUUACAGAGUCCAAAUGGACACCUGGACUUGUUCCUCCGCUUCCUCCUGGGUCUUUCACUGGAGACCAAUCAGACUCUCCUACGAGGUCUGAUGACAAAAAGAGGAAGUACUUCACAGACAAAUCAGGAAACAGUCCAAUACAUCAAGAAGAAGAUCAAUGAGAAACUAUCUCCAGAGAGAAGCAUCAAUCUGUUUCACUGUCUGAAUGAACUGAAUGAUCAUUCUCUGGUGGAGGAGAUCCAACAGUACCUCAGAUCAGGAAGUCUCUCCACAGAUAAACUUUCUCCUGCUCAGUGGUCAGCUCUGGUCUUCAUCUUACUGUCAUCAGAAAAACAUUUGGAUGUGUUUGACCUGAAUGAAUACUCUGCUUCAGAGGAGGCUAUUCUGAGGCUGCUACCCGUGGUCAAAGCCUCCAACAAAGCUCUGUUAACUAGCUGUAACAUCUCAGAGAGAAGCUGUGAAGCUCUGUCCUCAGUUCUCAGCUCCCCGUCCCCUAGUCUGAGAGAGCUGGACCUUAGUAACAACGACCUGCAGGAUUCGGGAGUGAAGCUGCUGUCUGCUGGACUGGAGAAUCAACUCUGUACACUUGAAACUCUCAGGCUGACUGGCUGUAAACUAUCAGACGGGAGCUGUGAAGCGCUGUCCUCAGUUCUCAGCUCCCAGUCCUUUAGUCUGAGAGAGUUAGACCUGAGUAACAACGACCUGCAGGACUCAGGAGUGAAGCUUCUGUCUGCUGGACUUCAGAGUCCAUACUGUACAUUGGAAAAUCUUAGGUUAACUGGCUGUAACCUCUCAGAGAGCAGCUGUGCAGCUCUGUCCUCAGUUCUCAGCUCCCAGUCCUCUAGUCUGAAAGCGUUAGACCUGAGUAACAACGACCUGCACGAUUCAGGAGUGAAGAUACUGUCUGCUGGACUUCAGAGUCCAUACUGUACAUUGGAAAAUCUCAGGUUGAGUGGCUGUAACCUGUCAGAGAGAAGCUGUGAAGCUCUGUCCUCAGUUCUCAGCUCCCAGUCCUCUAGUCUGAGAGAGCUGGACCUGAGUAACAACGAACUGCAGGAUUCAGGAGGGAAGCUGAUGUCUGCUGGACUUGAGAGCGCAUACUGUACACUGGAAUCUCUCAGUCUGUCAGGCUGUCUGAUCACAGGAGAAUGCUGUGCUUCUCUGGCCUCAGCUCUGAGCGCCAACCCCUCCCAUCUGAGAGCGCUGGACCUGAGCUACAAUCAUCCAGGAGAGUCAGCCGUGAAGCUGCUGUCUACUGGACUGGAGAAUCCACACUGGAGACUGGACACUCUCAGGGUGGACCAUGGUGGAGAGCAAAGGUUAAAACCUGGCCUGAAGAAGUAUUUCUGUGAACUCAUAGUGGACACAAACACAGUGAACAGAAACCUGUCUGAAAACAACAGGAAGGUGACAUAUGUGGAGGAGGAGCAGCCAUAUCCAGUUCAUCCAGAAAGGUUUGACUUCUGGAAACAGCUGCUGUGUAGAAAUGGUCUGACUGGUCGCUGUUACUGGGAGGUCGAGUGGAGAGGAAGAGUUCGCGUAGCAGUGAGUUACAAAGGAGUCACCAAGAGAGGACCCAGUGUUGACUGUAUGUUUGGAGUGAAUUAUCGGUCCUGGAGUCUGAAUUGCUCUGAUGAUGGUUACUCUGUCUGUCACAAGAACAGAGAAAAAGUCCUUCCUUCCUUCUCCUCUGUCUCUGUUUCUCACAGAGUAGCAGUGUAUGUGGAUUGUCCUGCUGGCACUCUGUCCUUCUACACAGUCUCAUCUGACCAACUGAUCCACCUCCACACCUUCAACACCACAUUUACUGAACCUCUUUAUCCAGGAUUUGGGUUCAGGUUGAAGUCAUAUGGUUCCUCAGUGUCUCUUUGUUCUCCGUAGGUGGGAGACAACUACCAGUCCUGUGUUAAAUGUUGGAGGUGGACAUAGAAAAAGGUUGUUGUUGAACUCGAAAACUUCUUUUAAACUGACCGUUGUUGAUCUAAACAGGGAUGGAAGAAGUAUUUAGAUCCUUUACUUAAAUAAAAGUACUAAUACCACACUGUUAAUCUGUUACAAUUAAAAGUCCUGCAUUGAAAUUGUAACUUAAGUAUAACUACGUAAGGAAUCAGGAAAAUGUACUUUAAGUAUUAAAAGUAAAAGUUCU
Messenger RNA from Perca fluviatilis (European perch), 4629 nucleotides. RefSeq names its product NACHT, LRR and PYD domains-containing protein 3-like. Gene Ontology annotation, molecular function: protein binding; protein kinase activity; ATP binding. Gene Ontology annotation, biological process: protein phosphorylation. NCBI's taxonomy places the organism in Eukaryota, Metazoa, Chordata, Actinopteri, Perciformes, Percidae. The record is from RefSeq and is a predicted model, not a curated record. The coding region runs from base 66 to 4364 and encodes 1432 amino acids. The transcript has 17 exons.